AAUUUAAUCUUUCUUUUUCUUAUUAUGAUUACCGGGUCACCAAUGAAGGUCCAAUAUAAGCGUAGUAAAACCAUACGAAGCUUGUAUUGGACAACAUAAACUACAACAUAAAAAUGUAAAUGGGUUUUUCCUAAAUAAGGGUUUUUCCCCUGUUCAUGAAUUAGUCAUGACAGAAAUAAUUCUCAGUAUAAAUGCCUUGAGCAGGCACCACAAUAAAGUACUUAUUCUAAGCUCUUACAAUUGGCAGUCUAACAACUUAUCAGGUCCGCUACUCUACUCGAUUUUUUCAACAUGACGAACACCAAGUGGAAGUCGGAAAACAAACUCAAAGGCCAUAGUAAUUUCAAGAUGUGGCUUAUGGAACUCACUGUCAUUUUACGAGCCGACGAUAUAUGUGAUAUAAUACACCACGCAAUGAAGCCCGCCACCAACACCAAUUAUGAACGAGCCUGGAAAGACGAAGAAAUUGGAGAGGGUCAACACUACAUAAUCAAAUCUGUAUCGCCAGACAUAAUGGCUACUCUGAGUGCAACUAUGACUCCGAAAGAGAUGUUCACUAUGCUAUACCAAAAUUAUGGUCACGUCGGAGAAGGAGGCAAGAUACGAUGGUUAAGUACGACAACAAGACAACGAGAACAUGGAUAAGUUUAUUCUAAGAUUGAACACGAAAUUUGUUGACGCCUUCAAUAUGAAUAUCGUACUUAACGACACCGAGAAGACCACAUUUUAACCUGUGCUCUACAUACAAAUUACAUUUCUAUAGUAACUCACCUCCUACCGACAGUGCUAUGGUACUAAGCUACGGAGCUGCCAUAGCAUAUGUACAACAGACUGCAUUGAAAAUUGAAGCCCGGAUUCUGAAUACCAAUGCAACAUCGCCUUUGGAUGCCGCUUUUGCUGCCACUACUAACGUUAAAUGUCACAAGUGCAAAAAUUACGGACACAUCGCACGAAAUUGUCGAUUGCCACAAUUCAUUUAAAACUUCAAUCCAAGAGGCCGAGGGAGAUUUACAGGCCGAGUAGGCUACCAGAGUUAAGGAAGAUUUGUUGGACGAGGCAAUUUCCAAAAUUCAGGACAUGGCCGCGAUUCUAAUAGUAACAGCUCGAGGACCUAGUCAUAUUGGUCGCUCGACCAACACCAACGCGGAGGAUUCAGCAGACGAUUUGUGAAUUGAGGACGAGGAUACAAAAAUUAUGGAUUUAGAAACCGACAACAACACGCUAAUUCUGCACUUGCUAAUCUCACUUGCUAAUCCCAACAGUUUGCUCAUAAGACUGCAAGCUGAAUUUGACCAGAAAGAUGCCGCAGCACAACAACAACAAUAUGCCAAUUGGAUACAGUCGGAAUACGCGCAUAUACAAAAACCAAGCAGCACACAUACAAUGUCUCAACAACCGGCUAAUGCUUUUAUGGUGAACGCUCAUGCCAACCAGGUAGACACAGAAUUUAACCCAAGACUGCCCCAAUUGAGAGGUCCAGGAGGAUAUUGACUCGCCGUCGAUUCAUGUGCGACCAAGCAUAUAUUGCCAUAUUCAGAAAAGACAGGCGCGCUCAAUUUACCGACAACCGCCAACAAUACAUAUUCAGUGAAAGUUGCUGAUGGGAACUGUAUUACACCGACUUGCUCUGCCGAAUUCUUCGAUCUCGGAACAGCCCUGCUGGAUGAGACAUUCACGAUUCCAUUACGCAGCGUACGAUUGAUGACAGAACAUGGGUAUCUCUUUGUAUUUUCAGAAAAUAUCUUGCCAUCAUUACACCGAAGAAUCGCGUUAUACAUACUGAAGAAGACUCAUCUGGUAUGUAUAUUGUCGAUUUUUUGAACUUUUGGAUUUUUCAGAUUCUGCCUAUGUCACUUGGCAUCAACGUCUCGUACAUACUGUCGACAUACCCCCUAAUUUACCCCGUAUAAGACAACAUAAGUAGUGCGAUGAAUGUGUGUAGCAUCCAGGGGCCAGAAUAUCAGAAAAGCCAAUCCUAAACCCAAAACCCAGGAUUAUCAAAUACUGAGUUUUGGAUCUAGGAUCCAAUAUUUCUGAUGAUAGAGUGAUCAGAAAUAUAGCGGGAUUACCAGUAGAUGAUACCGGGACUCCCGCGUGUGAGAGAAACACUCAAGUAAAGAUUGAGUAUAGUGUAGAAAAUACUUCACACAAAUAAAGACUCAAUGCGAGUCCUUCAGCCUAGGACUUUACCUAGCUGUAGGAUUCACACUUGAGAAGAGGUCUAUUGUUUCUUCUGGUCGUAUCUUAUUAGCUACUCUCAAACUCUAUUUUUAACAAUAUCCUUACCACGGUAAAUCAACCAGCUAAGAAAGGAUCAUUAACUAUAGGGUACUAGAAACGUGAAGUGCCAAAGUGAACUUAGCAUAACUUUAUUAGAAGUUAGAAUAAGAACUACGAGGGACCCAAGAGAGGAAGACGGAAGGCACCCUACUGCUGAGACGAAACCUCAGGGAAGUGAGGAAGGAAAGCCAGCAGGGUAAACUGGACAAAAGAGAAGCGAAGACUCAACAGCUUCUUCGCAGAACAAAGCAAGUGAAGACCGUCAACCAAGGUGACUGUGUGAAGCUAUAGCGUGUUUUGUAUUCAUAUUAGGUGACAGAUGUUCUAAAAACCAGAAAAGUGUCAAGGUGAUUUAUUUAUCAAUGUUGGGAAGCUAAAAAACUGAUGAGUCAUACAAGAAAGACAGUACAAAAAGGACUCUAGAAGCUAGCAUACGAGACGCAUACGUACACACGUUCUACCAAUAUUGAUCAUCAACAUUGACAGUAAAACAACGAGACUUGGUAUAUUGGAGCUAAUACAACGAAGAGAGAGCACAAUAAUAAUUCAUGCGCAAAGAUAAGACUAAGAAAGUAGAAUAGUCGCUUAAAAUCAUGAACACAUUCACACAAUCGUUGGAUAAUAAUAUCGAGCUUGAACAAAGAGAGAGUAAAUCUACGCACAAGUAUAUUCACGCAAACAUAGUUUCAAGUAAGUACAUUAAUAGAAAGAAUCAUAUAGUGCACUAAAAGAACUUAUACGAUAAGAUCUCACACGAACAAGGUAAUUCCCUUACAAAAGUGC
Sphaeroforma arctica JP610 is the source of this 3063-nucleotide messenger RNA. RefSeq lists its product as hypothetical. The record is from RefSeq and is a predicted model, not a curated record. Bases 292 to 645 code for a protein of 117 amino acids. NCBI's taxonomy places the organism in Eukaryota, Ichthyosporea, Ichthyophonida. The transcript has a single exon.